GGCAGAGGCUGUGGUCAGUCUUCAUUUGACUUGGAAUGGUUUCAAAUCGCAAACAGCCACGCUUAACCUGAACACCCAUUCAUCAAGCAUAUCCAGUGGAUCGAUGUUACUCUAAUCUUUGAAGCUGCACUGUCAUAUAUACACAGGCUUGAAGACAUGAUCACUAGCACCGGUAUUUAUGGCCUAAAGAUGCAGUGGACCCCAGAGCAUGCACAGUGGGCCGAGCAGCACUUUGAUAUCUCCUCCACCACACGCUCUCCUGCACACAAAGUGGAGGCCUACCGGGGGCACCUGCAGCGCACCUAUCAGUACGCCUGGGCCAACGACGACAUCUCUGCACUCACCGCCUCCAACCUGCUGAAGAAAUACGCAGAGAAGUACUCUGGGAUUUUAGAGGGUCCGAGUGAGCGAGCGCUGCUCUGCUCCUAUUCCGAUGGCACUCCUGGACUCCUGAAUGGACGUAAGUCAGAGAGUGAGUCCUGGCAGGAGGGGAUUUACCCAAUGAACUGCGCUCCAGAUGUUUUAUCUGUGAGCAAAUCUGGAAUGACAGCUGCCCUUCCCCCAACAGACGUGUCGGCCAGCAUAGGUAGCACCCCAAGGGGGGCCAGCAGCCUGACCGAGCCCAGCUAUUCCAGCAGUAACUGUGGGAGUCACACAGCCACCAGUCUACACUCUGGUCUGUCCUCUCAGGAAUACGCUACGGGCUACAAUGGCUCCUACCUGCACUCUAGUUACAGCGGGCAGACCGCCUCAGGCCUCCCCUCUCCAUUGCACAAUGCUGGUCUCCUACAACCGCCCCCACCCCCACCACCUCCCCCUACUCUAGUGCCCAGCUACAACGCGGGGUCUCCCAACCUCUCCAACUACAAUUAUCCUCCGACAGGAUAUCCCCCACAGACAGCUGUUGCCCCUAGCUAUAGCCCUGGGGGAGCCCCACCUCCCUCUGCCUAUCUGCCAUCAGGCAUCGCAGCUCCCACGCCCCUACCCCCCUCUACACUCCCUGGCUAUACCUACCAGUCCCAUAACCAUGCACCAAUUGCACCAACACCUUUGAAUGGCAGCUCAGCCAACUCAUUGAAAAGAAAAGCUUUCUACAUGACGGGGCAUGGAGAUAUGGACUCCAACUAUAGUAAUUUCAACUACAACCAACAGCGCUCCUCACAAAGCCCUAUGUACAGAAUACCAGACAACAGCAUCUCAGACUCAAGCAGAGGGAAUGGAUUUGACAGGAAUGCUGAUCCGUCAUCUUUAGCAUUUAAGCACACGAAGCAGCCAAUAUCCUCAGAUCAGCAAAGAAAAUGUUGCAGUCAGUCUGGCCGGGCAUUAACCCCUCCCUCCUAUGGAUCAACCAAAAGCUCUGUGGGAGGCCUGAGAUCGGGCGAGUCCUUUGGAAAGUUUGGAACCCCCAUAAUGAAUGAGCACAGUGAAGAGCAUAGACAGCUCCUCUCCCAUUCCAUAGCAGGGUCGGACAUUGGCAGCGCUACCUCAUCCAGCCACACUGCAGAGGAGCAGCUGAAGAACAGUGAUGCCAACCUCGUGGAGUUGGUCACCACAGAGAUCCUUCAGCCCGGUCCCCCAGUAGACUGGAAUGACAUUGCAGGUCUGGAGCUGGCCAAAGCAGCCAUCAAAGAAGAGAUUCUGUGGCCCAUUUUGAGGCCAGACAUGUUCAGUGGACUUGCCACAUUACCUCGGAGCCUCCUUCUCUUCGGACCUCAGGGAACAGGCAGAACACUGCUGGGCCGCUGCAUGGCCAGCCAGCUGGGGGCUGCCUUCCUGCGGCUCAGUGGCUCAGCCCUGGUGACCAAGUGGCUGGGAGAGGGAGAGAAGAUUGUCCAGGCCUCCUUCCUGGUAGCCAGGUGUCGCCAGCCCUCAGUGGUGUUCAUCAGUGAGGUGGACAUGCUGCUUUCGGCCCAGCUCAGCGAGGAGAGCCCAGUGAAUAGGAUCAAGAGCGAGCUCCUCAUGCAGCUGGACAGUGUGCUGACCUCAGCCGAGGACCACGUCCUGGUGGUCUGCUCCUCCAGCAAGCCUGAGGAGAUCCAAGAGUCCCUGAGGAGGUACUUCACCAAACGGCUUCUCAUCCCCCUACCUGACAGCACAGCACGACACCAGAUAAUCAGCCAACUGCUCUCACAGCACAACUAUUGCCUCAGUGACAAAGAGUUGUCACUGCUGGUCCAGCGGACGGAGGGCUUUUCGGGACUGGACGUGGCUCGGCUGUGCCAUGAGGCAGUAGUAGGACCGAUACAUGGCAUCCCAGCUUCUGACCUCUCAGCCAUCCAUCCCAGCCAAAUGAGACCAGUCUCUUACCAAGACUUUGACAAUGUAUUUAGCAAAUUCCAGUCCAACAUAUCACAAAAAGAACUGGACACAUACACCGAAUGGAAUAAAAUGUUUGGUUGCAGUCAAUGAAACUGAAGCAUUCGAACACGCGGGAAGGAAACCCCUUUCAGAAGGAUACCAUUUAGAAUUCUCAGUAAACAGGAAGUGGACAAGAGAAUAAUACAGGUCGUGGUGACUUUAACACCUGCAGUACAGUAAUGGCGUAAAGGUAGGCCUUAGAGAAGCAGAGGCAUGCUUUACACAACGGCUGGCAAUCUGCACACAACACAUAGAGAAAUAUUAUUUUGAUGCUUGAAACGGAUGAGGCCAAGCAUCGCCUACCAAGGUGCAAGUGGGUAGACUUUAACAGGAUGGAACCCCUGUGUGUGUAUAUAUCAGUUUGCUGUUCUGGAGAUUUAGUUGCUAUCAAGUGCCUGAAGUGGUGCUCUUUUAUUUUCUAAUAUUAUCUCUUCGCCUCACAAUCUACAUUGAUGGCAUGUGCUAAUAUAAAAAGCUUUAAUAUGAGACAAAAACUACAAAAUUGCUUUUUUCCAUUGAAACAGUAUUCCUCAACUGUGUCUGUUUUGCGCUCUCUGUGGACAGUAGAAAGUACAUGUGUUACUGGUAAUCUGAACCCUAAUUUAUAGACAUCAUUUAUUUUGAUGUUCUCUCUUUAUGAAAACUCAGGAAAGUGAUUGUGAUAUGUACAGUACCUCAAAGAUUGUUUCAAAGCACUAAACAUUUGGCUUGCGUUUUGAAUUUGCAUUAUCAAAAAUGGAGGGUUUACGGUACCUCGAAAGGCUAAAAAUGAGUAUGACAUUGAAUGUACCAGAGUGAUUCUGGAGUAUUUGGAAGACAAAAGGAGAAGUGUCGUGUUUUUCUUUGCAAUUUCCCAAGUGAAGAAUCCUAUUGUGAAUAUAGUUUUAUUUGAUAUGUGGCAAAGAUGGAGGAAUGACGAUUCUUUUAUCUACUACAACACAUUCGACCGGCCUUCAUCGACCGGCCACAGUACAUUAAGAGAACACAUUUUAGGAUGUACGUUUUUGCUAAACCCCAUCUGUAGGAGAAAGCAUAGCAUAUGUAUUUUGUCGAAUAUUAUCAGCAGCUUAAAUUUGUAUCUCAUCUGCAGAUAAAACUGUCCGGCCACUUGCGGAGAAACGUGUUAAGGCUGAAAACGAGCCUCAUGAGGUUGAAAAAGACCGUUUCCCCCAAGGUAUUUCAUUCCAUCCCGCUGCUAUUUUAUCACGAAUGAAAACGAAGGAUUAUGUUUUCUACCUCCAGUUUAUUCGUUUUCUCUGAAAGCAGAAUCUGAGGGUAUGGCAAGAUGACAGAGCCUAUUUCGCUCAUUAAACUAUGAAGCCUUUUGUGGGAACAAAAAAGCUGCCUUGCUGACAACAAAAUCAGCUUAAGUUAGUGUUACGCCAGUGUCGUCCCCAUUCAUAGACACCUAUGUACAUGGAGUAUUCAUUUCUCGGAACAUGAGCAGGGUGGUCUUGAAAAGGGGUCUGGAGACGUGUGGCCGUUAGCCCUAUCUUUAAGCCCUUGUUCUAGGGUCCUUUCUUACAGCAAAGCUAUGUUGUUACUAACUAUCAGUGUUCAGUAAUGUGCCAGAAAAGGGGCAAUGGAGACACAAGGCCUGAUGAAUGCAUGAAAAAGCCUUGCUUUUGUUUUUUGUCCCUCCCCCCCCCGCUAUAGCAGUAUGAAAACUGUCAGAACGCACGAGUGCAUUGAAAGGGAUGUCCUACAGUACCACUGAAAGUAUUAUCAGUACAGCGCAACUGCACUGCGUUUUAGUUCACCCGCAUUCCAACGUGAUAUUUUCCCAAUUUGUGUCUCAUACGUCUUAUAUUUACAUACGUCUUAAAUUGUUUUCACUCUUACGCAGCUUAUUGUGUUUACAAUGACAACAUAUAUAUAUUGUUCACCUCCAAUGGCGGCACUUACUGGGCAACAGGAGGCUGUAGAAUCACUGGCUGUCUAUGACUGUUUCCUGUUCUAGUGUAGUCUUAUGACAAACGUUAAGCUGGCAACAGCUGCUUUUUCAGUUACACAAUUAUAAAGAAUAACGGCUGCACAAGAAACAACACUUCAACAAAGCACCUACGUUGAUGAAGGGCCCCAACAUGUAUUUCAUUUGUUCUUUGUAUCCUAUUUUGCUAUAUGGCUUUUAUUGCCAUAGAUAGAUGGGAUGAAAGUCCCCUAAAGUGAAAGUGUAGUUAACCAAAUGCACUUUUGAAGCUUUGUUUUGUCAUACAACAAUUUGUUGUCAAGUCUCCACUUGAAGCCAAAGUGAAAUCAACAGUUUUAUUUUGACAUAAGAUAUUUAAACUGAAACUGGCAAUUACUUACUUUAAUAGCGAGUUAAGCAAUUUUGCUUAUGCCAAUAGGGCAUGUUUAUUCAUGAAUUUAAGGCAAAGCAAUUAAACAUAUUGAAACGAGCUGUUCAACAAGUUAUUUAUACAUUACAAUACACUACAUUACACUAAUUAUAGGAGCAGUAGAACAGGAAAAACUAAGGGAUGAGAAGAAAAACUUCACUAACAUCCAAACAAAUAGAGUUUCUCAAAGUCAUUUCGUUUGGAGGGCAACAAUGUAAAGGAUAGGCCUUUAAGUACAACGAACUGGCUACGAAAAGGUUGAUAAGCACAUCUAUUCUCCUUCACGUCUGACAACGUUAAUCACUUGAAUGUUGCUUUCCAGCCUGUAUCACUUGUCCCUCUGGGUGGGUUUUUGUUUCCCGAGCUGCUCUAGACGUCGGCUUCAUCUUUAUGUCGUUCUUAUCCGUUAUCCUAUUUAAACGUUUGUUCUUUAUAACCAUUUCUACCUCAUUGCUACAUAUUGUACAUGUAGUACUUACGUUCUGUCUUUUUUUGAAUGUCAUGCAUUUGUACAAAAAUAAAGAAACAAAAACAACGACGGCAACAACAACAACAACAACAAAACGCUAAAAGAAAAAAAAUGGACCAAAAAAUGAACAGCUUUACCUCCGAAAGACAGUCCUUACACCAGAACAGUAUUAUCAGCAGAACUGAGAAGACACAUUAGUGAGUGUGAAGUUGACGCUGAUGCAUACAUGAGAUACUGACUUCUAUGGGAUAUAUAGGCACUCAUAAUGCCACAUUUCUGCAAGUAUAUUGUGGGCUGUAUAGGUCUUUCUCUAGGGUCUCCAAUGCAAAUUCCGUUUUUAAACUAGAAUGUACUUUGCUUUAAUAUUUUGUGAACUGUUGUAGUGCGCAUGUUAAUGUGUCUUUGUGUGCACUUACAAUUCAAUGUGUAAGUGUGUUGGGUUAACAUAUUUAGAUAUGUGAAAUUACAAAUUUAUACAUUUCAUACAUAUGUACAGGAAAUAAACUUGCACAUAUGUGUACUCAAUGUACAUUUGCUAUUGAUAUAUACAUAUUAAAAUGCACCACAUUACAGUACAGUACAUGUUUAUAUGUGUGUAUGUAUUGCCAUACCUACAGUAAACGUCAAUGUAUUUUCAUCUAUUCCAAGGUACAGUACAAAAAAAAAAAAAACAUAAAAUAUUGAAUAAAGAUGUUUUUUUUUCUGGAAACCAAAUGUGUUUUCUUUUGUCUCCACUCUCUCAUUGGUUAGACUCGAUUGAUUAGAUGUGCGGACGUGUCCAUGUUCGCGGUGUGUGUUGACAAUUUCAGUUCUGACAUUGAUAAUGUUAGUCAAGAGACAUGACAUUUGGAAACGUCAGUUACUCAUUGUAUAACACCCAUACAAUGCACAACACGCGGCGCUCUCUUGAGGCAAUUCGUCUCUAUUUAUUUUCAAGGUUUCUGUGUCUUAAUAGAAAAUUGCAUCGACUGUGUAAUUGUAAUCCUUCCAUUAACCAAAUGUGUUGUU
This is a messenger RNA of Oncorhynchus keta (chum salmon), 6174 nucleotides long. RefSeq names its product fidgetin-like. Lineage: Eukaryota; Metazoa; Chordata; Actinopteri; Salmoniformes; Salmonidae. Gene Ontology annotation, molecular function: ATP binding; microtubule severing ATPase activity; ATP hydrolysis activity. The record is from RefSeq and is a predicted model, not a curated record.